Molecule: messenger RNA, 5006 nt
Organism: Tachysurus vachellii
Lineage: Eukaryota; Metazoa; Chordata; Actinopteri; Siluriformes; Bagridae
Exons: 10
Coding region: 172-1674 (500 amino acids)
Biological process (GO): regulation of gene expression
Cellular component (GO): nucleus
Molecular function (GO): DNA binding; POU domain binding
Source: RefSeq, a predicted model, not a curated record
CACACACACACACACACACACGCAGAGAGUGGAGUACUCCAAACAAUGGAGUAAGGAGGCCUUUGCGAUAUUUUGCAUCUGAUUUUUUUUUGCAAGCCUUUAAACAUUUAAACAACUACUUAAUGAAGGAUAUUCUUACAUUUUCACUGCCUCAAAGAACACAAAACUUUUAUGAACACUGUAAAGCUAAACAUGGUAAGAAGUGGAGAGGAGAAGACGGGAUAUAAAAUGAUACCAUUAGGUUGUGAGGAGAAGGAGAAAGAAUAUGGAGCCUGCGUAUUCAACCAUUCACCACUUCCCGGGGAAGUUGCAUUGAACAUGAACAGAACAAAUUCACCAAUAUCAGCACUUACAGCACUAAAUGUGGAACUGUGUAGCACCACUAAAAUUACAGAGCAAACUUCGUCUUCUCAAAAAGGUACAAAGGCUCCGAAAACAAAAACUGAUCGGACAUACCUGGGUGUCAGAGUAAGAAUGCCAGUAAAAGAUAUGCUCAAAAAUAUUCGCAUAGCCAAGGGAAUGGACCCCAAAGAAAUGCAGAAGAAAAACAAAGGAUCAAAAGGGGAUAAAAAGCGAGUAAAUAUAAGUAGUUGUCGGAGAAAUGGGCCGAAAAACUGGCAAACAAAGAGUUUGGAAGAGCUUGCCAUUAUUGUGGAGGUGUUGGAAGAAGACCUUAAGGCUAGUACUUCCAGACAGUCAAGUAACCACCUGGUUACUUUCACCCCAGAGCUGGGAAACAAGUUCUGGUCUGAGAACGUACCUCAGCAAAAACAUCUAGAUGAACCACCUUCAACUCCAACCAUUUGUUAUGCAGCCACUAAAAAGUCCUCUAUGCAGUCUGAGGAAAUCUAUGGCUCUGCAUAUAACCAGGCUGCAGCUCUCUUUGCAGACACUAAGGUCAAAACUAGCGGUGAUGAGUCAGAUAACUAUAUACACGGAAGGCAGCAUGAAAUGACCUGCUUUCCAAGUGACAGGAAAGUGCAUGUCCCGUCCCCACAAGAAAUCUAUUUCAGCACCAAGAUGGAUUGGUGGGGUUCACCACACAAAAGAGGAAGUCUGUCAUAUUCAUACUCAGAGCAGGAGCAGUGGAACAGCAAGAUGCACUUUUGGACAGAAUUGGAAAGAGAGGCACAUGUAUUAAGCAAUAUCUCCAGCCACGAGCUUCUUACUUAUGACGAGAAGGGAAGAAUACUCCUCCACCGAGCUGUUGAUGAGGGAAAACAAUCUCUUGUGUAUGUUGUUGCCAGACGGAUGGCAGCUUUAAACAAACUGGACAGCAAAGAUGCAGAGGGAAGGACUUCUCUCCAUUUAGCUGUGCAGAAGAAUCACCCCCUGAUAGUUGCUGAUUUGAUUUCCCUUGGUGCAAACAUCAAUGAAAGGGAUAAAUGUGGAAAAACAUGCCUCCAUCUCUGUGCAGAAAAUGGAUACGUCAGAGUUUUAGAGGUUCUGAAAAGCUGCAUGAAAAAUGGAACAUAUAUAGAUUUGGAAGCAAAAGAUAUGAACGGGCUCAGCGCACUGCAGCUUGCGUCGGUAGCUUUAAAGAGCAUAGUGGGUGAUAUGGAGAAAGGUUUGACAGUGAGCCAAACCAGAGUGCAUUCCAUGCGUAAGGAGCAAAUGAUGGAAACCCUCAAGUGCCUCCUGCAGAUGGAAUGUAACCUGCAAUGCCUGACCUGAAGAAAUUGAGAGUCACUGCUUGGGAUCAUCCUGUUCUCCUGUUCAAUUAAAAGUGGUUUGUCCGGAUACACAACUACUUCGACCAGGAAUUACGGGUAUUGGUGAAACAACGCAGUGCUGUUACCUGGCGGUAAAUGUUUUUGGGUGAAUACAAGUUUUAACCUGCUGAAAUGCCGUUUUAUCACGGCAUGGUUAAAACUAUGUAUUAUGCAACCAGUUGGUGUUAUUGUGACAAGGGGUCCUUCGGAUCCUUUUAGUUAGUUAAUAACAUAAAUGGUUGUGAGUCAGCUGGUUUCUGUGAAACUUCCACCGUUUGCUAUGUUUAAAUAGCAAAACAGUUUUAAAUCAUGGUAUGAAGUAAAUUAGAAGUCUUUUUGUUUCCACUUUAUUAGGUUAAGGUUUUUUAAAAUUGUGCUCUACGAGCAACAAUCAGAAAUAUGUGUUAAUAUGUGUUUAUUUUACAUUUACAGCAUUUUAGCAGACACCAUUAUCCAAAGCAACUUAUAUAUAUAUAUAUAAAACUGAGCACUUGAGGGUUAAGGGCCUUUCUCAGGGUCCCUACAGAGGUUGCUUAGUGGACCUGGGAUUCAAAUUUAUAAACGAUUGGUAGACCAACAGCUUAAACACUAGGCUACCACAUCCCACAUCUACGAAAAUGCCAUAAAUGUAAAAAUAUAUAUAUAUACAUACAGAUAUAUAUAUUAAUAUAGGUUUAUUGGAAUAUUUUAUCAUGUAAUGUUUUCGUAUGUUGCUAAGUUCUACUAACAAAACAAUUGUGAAUCCUUGCUUUAAAUAUUAUAUAAUAAAUGAUACAUGGUAAAAUAAUACAUAAGCUUACAAAUACAUGUAGCACCUGAUACUGAACUGUGUAAUUUAGGGAUUUGUAAUGACUGGGAAUGUCUUGGGAAUUGUUGGCUUUGUAGUCUUGGAUAUACAUGAUGGAUUUUUGAGAACUACGUAACACAGUAUACAUACUUAAAACAGCAUUUCUAUAUUAGAGUGAUUUUUUAAAAAAAAUAAGCCGUUUUGUCAAAAUUACUAGGAUAGCUACUGUAGUGAAAAAUGACCUGGAGCAAAGUAAAUGUGACUCUUCACGUGUGCGCACACACAUACACAAACACAAACACAUUGUAGAAAACCUGUACACCUAUUAAGGGUGGCAGUUGGCUAAGUGAGUUUGAGAAAUCCUGGAUUAUGUGUAGUCCUUGUGCAUUCCUUUGUUGGCUAAAAAAACAAAGUACCUUACUCUCACAAACCAAGAUGUUCUCAUUAGUGAAUAUCAAAAAUGUGAAUCAAUCUCAUCACUAUACUCAUUAAUGAUUUUCAAAGGUCUGAACUUAAUUAUAUUAGUUAGAGUAUGCUAAGUAUAAAAUUAAGUGGAAACAGAUGAUUCGCUGUGGCGACCCCUAAUGGGAAAACCCGAACGUAGAAGAAGAAUUUCUAAUAUUUCUAAUUUCUAAUAUAUAUUCUAAUAUUUCUAAUUCUAAUGUGGCAGCAAAGCAAAUAAAUAAUCCAGACACCGGUCAAAAGCUUCAGUUAAUGUUCAUAUGAAACAUUAAAAUGGGGAAAAGUGUCACUUUCAUGGUCUGUUGAAGUUAGAAGUUAGUUGGAAUUUUUACACACCAUAGUCUUUUCGUGUUUACAGUUCUGUGGGUUGAUGUGCUUUGAUAAGUGAGGACAGAUGAGAAGAGCCGGUAAGCUGACAAGAAGGAAAAGUAACUAAAAUAAUCACUCUACAGCUGUGGGGAGCAGAAAAAUAUCUCAGCAUGCACAAAACAUGGACACUUAAGUUGAUCGGCUUCAACUGCAAAAUUUGCCAACAGCGUACAUUGAAGAUUAAAAAGAAAUUCAGCUAGUCUUUUUACAGCCUUCAUGUGGCCAGUUUUGGUGAACUUGUACCCAAGAUAGCUUCAGACUCUUGUUCAUGAAUAACAGGGGUGGAACCUGAUGUGGUCUUCUGUUGUUGAAGCUUAUCCACCUCAAGGUCUGAUGUGCUGUGCAUUCGUGAUGCUUUUCUGCACACUUGUGAAAGAGUGAUUAUUUGAGUUGCUAUUGUUUUCCUGUCUAUACUCAGUCUGGGAAUCAUUCUGCUCUGACCUUUCUUAUCAACGAGGUUUUUGAUGCCUGCAGACCCUCUGCUCACCAGAUGUUUUUUAUAUUUCAUACCAUUUUGUAUAAACUCUAGAGACUGCUGUUGGUGAAAAUCCCAAGAGAUCAACAGUUUCUGCACUAACAACCAUACCACAGUUAAAGUCAAAGAGAUCACGCAUUAUAUAAUGUUAUGAGGAUGUAAAUAUUAACCGAAGCUGUUGACCUGUUUUGGCACGAUUUUAUGCAUUUUUUUCUAAAAUCUGCCACAUGAUCGUCUGAUUGGAUAACUGCAUAAAUGAGUACAUUCCUGUUAAAGUGCCCUGUUUAAAUAAAAUUAUUUUCAGUAGCUGCUGUAUCAGGUCAGAUUCAUGGUAAACACUGAGCCAAAUCCAGGAACACUGGUUAUGAGUGGAUGAGCGUAUAAGAUGGGACAGAAAUCCGUCACUGUGUACACACAUACCUUCAUACUGUACCAAUGCAAGUUAUAUUAGUCAAAAGACCUAUACAUAAUUGUAAAAGAAAAGGGUUCCUCUAAGGUUAUUUGGAUAGUUCACUGUUCUUUGUUCUUUGUAAUGUUCCUCAUCUGGGUGACACUGGAGAGUGCGAUUAUAAAUAAUUCCCCUUCUAUUACUGUGCACUUGUGUACCCAAGAGCUUUUUAGCAACUUAUAAUUAGCAUCAGUGUAAUUUCUGAAUUCAAUAUAGUUUUGACUAUAGUGCCUUCCCUAAAGCCAUGAAAUGUUCACUGACUGAGACCUGGCAACAGUGGUUCAAAGCCACUGCCAUGGUCUACAAAUGGACUGCUUACUGUCACUCUUCCUAAUUAAACUGAUUAGCUGAAUUCUGUGUUUUGGGACCAGGGAAAACUCUACAAUGUGUAGGACCAUCAUUUUAAAAUGAUAUGUUAAAAAUGUAUCUGUAUUUUUUCAUGCUUUUUAACAUUUAAAAUAUGUAAUCAGUAAUAUCAAUACACCGUUCAAAUAUUCACCAGUCAGUAAUUUAAGGGAGAAAAUACAAUUGGUUCUGAAGUGGGUUUUUUUGUUGACCAAGUUGGGAACGGGUGUUUUUCUUAUUUGACCUAUCAUGUCUUUAGACUUGCUUUAAUGAAAUUGUAGAUCAUUUGUGGUUGUUUUGUGUAGUAUGUGGUAUUAUUUAAUGGUGUCAUAUACAUGCUUUAUCUUUUCUUACUAUUAAUGAUUUGUACAUGUGUUGAAGUACAAAUAAAGUAAUCAAAUCAUAAAA